Molecule: messenger RNA, 645 nt
Organism: Puccinia graminis f. sp. tritici CRL 75-36-700-3
Lineage: Eukaryota; Fungi; Basidiomycota; Pucciniomycetes; Pucciniales; Pucciniaceae
Exons: 2
Coding region: 1-645 (214 amino acids)
Source: RefSeq, a predicted model, not a curated record
AUGGUAGCAGCGGCGUGUGAUGUGGCGGUCCCAAAUUCUGGUGAUAUUGUGGCCGAGAAUAGGCCGGACCUCAUCUGGAACGUGACCAUUAGUUGUGUGAAGGGCUGGCUCAAAGCUGAUGCAAAGACGCUUACGGAUUCCAACUCCUACAACGCUUGGAUUGGGGCCAUGAUGGCUUGCAAGAAGAAAGACCUCUCCGUUGCCUUGGCUCUCCGAAUGGCCAACCCGGCCGACAUAGUUAAACGUGGCAAGCAGGCUGAUAUACUAGCCAAACGUGCGAAGCUCAAAAAGGCAAUUGCUCUUAAGAAGACUGCGAAGCGUAAGGCGGGCGAGGUUUUUGACGAGGAUUUGAGUGAGGAUGAUGACGAAGAAAUCAAUCCGGAGGACUGGAACGACAUAGACUUCCACAUGCGGGCUAUUUUUGACGCCAAUCCGAUCAACCGUGAAUACAAUGCACAUAUCCCGGUUUUCCUACACCCAACUGUCGCCAGGAGGUUCUUAUUAUUGACCAUGGAGGCAUGCCAAGAGUGGGCAUUGGCCAUUUUGGACGACAAACAGCCGGAAUAUGAUGAGUCCCCCGAAGAAGCUCACAUGGGAGGAUUUGGGGUCGCCCAGGAAGAAGAUGAAGGCAAGCCAGACCCCUGA